AUGAAAAAGAGAGUCAACAACAUAGCAGAAGACAUCAAGACCAAAAUCAAGAACAACAAGAUUGUCCCUUCUGAUAGCCGCUUCCCCAACCAGAAUGAGACCAGAAACUGUUGGCACAACUACCUGGAUUUCCACCGCUGUGAGAAGGCAAUGACUGCUGAAGGGGGUGAAGUUUCCGUGUGUGACUGGUACCGGCGUGUGUACAAGUCCCUUUGCCCCGUAUCCUGGCUGUCGGCCUGGGAUGACCGCCGGGCACAAGGUACAUUUCCUGGGAAGGUCUGA
Messenger RNA from Pteronotus mesoamericanus, 282 nucleotides. Its product is annotated as cytochrome c oxidase subunit 6B1-like. The record is from RefSeq and is a predicted model, not a curated record. Lineage: Eukaryota; Metazoa; Chordata; Mammalia; Chiroptera; Mormoopidae. Gene Ontology annotation, cellular component: respiratory chain complex IV; mitochondrion; mitochondrial inner membrane. The coding region runs from base 1 to 282 and encodes 93 amino acids. The transcript has 2 exons.